UCACACCCCUGAGUGUUGGUCAAGAGCUGAGGUGGAGGGAGUGUGGGAAACCCAAAGAGCCGAUGGGGAGGGGAAUAUGGGCAGCUGCCAAGUAUUGUCGUCUGCGUUGCAGUUGCUUUUCUCAGCAUUUUCGUGCCCGAUGCUUUUGCUCCCCAACUCAGCUGGAUAGCUCCAGAUUCCUUUCCGUCACCACCUCACGGCCACAUUGAGUCCCUUGUGGUUUUCCCCUCAUUCUCCCCCUACUUUUCACCCACUCCUUUUCGGGAAUUUUCAAGUCACAUUCAAGUGAUAGGAUGAAAAAAUUUAAGAGAAGGCUAUCCCUCACCCUUCGAGGAAGCCAAACUAUUGAUGAAUCAUUGUCUGAAUUGGCGGAACAAAUGACUAUUGAAGAAAACAGCAGCAAGGAUAAUGAGCCUAUUGUGAAGAAUGGCAGGCCUCCAACCUCUCACAGUAUGCAUUCCUUCCUCCACCAGUACACAGGAUCCUUCAAGAAGCCCCCAUUGCGGAGACCACAUAGUGUAAUUGGAGGAAGCCUGGGAUCUUUCAUGGCAAUGCCCAGAAAUGGAAGCCGAUUAGAUAUUGUUCACGAAAAUCUAAAAAUGGGAUCAGAUGGUGAGAGUGACCAAGCUUCUGGGACAUCAUCUGAUGAAGUACAGUCACCUACGGGUGUUUGUCUUAGAAAUCGUAUACAUAGACGGAUCUCAAUGGAGGAUUUAAAUAAACGGUUAUCACUGCCUGCAGAUAUCAGAAUACCUGAUGGGUAUCUUGAAAAGUUGCAGAUAAACAGUCCACCAUUUGAUCAACCAAUGAGCCGAAGGUCUCGUAGAGCUUCUUUAUCAGAAAUUGGGUUUGGAAAAAUGGAAACCUAUAUCAAAUUGGAAAAACUUGGAGAGGGUACAUAUGCAACAGUAUAUAAAGGAAGAAGUAAAUUGACAGAGAAUUUGGUGGCAUUAAAAGAGAUCCGGUUGGAACAUGAAGAAGGUGCACCUUGCACAGCUAUAAGAGAAGUUUCACUAUUAAAGGAUCUAAAACAUGCAAAUAUAGUAACCUUACAUGACAUUGUUCAUACAGAUAAAUCUUUGACUCUGGUAUUUGAAUAUCUGGAUAAAGAUCUAAAACAGUACAUGGAUGACUGUGGAAACAUCAUGAGUAUGCACAAUGUAAAGCUGUUUUUGUACCAAAUUCUACGUGGUUUGGCAUAUUGCCACAGAAGAAAGGUAUUGCACCGAGACUUGAAACCACAGAACCUUCUGAUUAAUGAAAAAGGAGAAUUAAAGCUAGCAGAUUUUGGGCUAGCCAGAGCCAAGUCGGUUCCCACAAAGACCUACUCAAAUGAAGUCGUUACACUGUGGUACCGGCCACCUGAUGUGCUUCUUGGUUCCUCAGAGUACUCAACACAGAUUGACAUGUGGGGUGUUGGUUGCAUUUUCUUUGAAAUGGCUUCUGGAAGACCUCUGUUCCCAGGAUCAACUGUGGAAGAUGAACUGCACUUAAUUUUCCGACUGCUAGGAACACCAUCUCAGGAAACUUGGCCAGGUGUUUCUUCAAAUGAUGAGUUCAAGAACUACAACUUUCCAAAAUACAAACCACAGCCUCUCAUUAACCAUGCACCCAGGUUAGACUCUGAAGGAAUCGAGUUGAUAACAAAAUUUCUUCAGUACGAAUCUAAGAAAAGAGUUUCAGCAGAAGAGGCUAUGAAGCAUGUGUACUUUCGAAGUCUGGGACCAAGAAUACAUACUUUACCUGAAAGUGUAUCAAUAUUCAGUUUGAAAGAGAUUCAGUUGCAAAAGGACCCGGGUUUUCGAAAUUCUUCUUAUCCAGAGACAGGUGUGUUUGUCAUAAACCAUUUCACGUGUCGAUCAUGAAAUUUUGCGUGGAACUAAUUUUUUGGUUUAUAAAUUGAUCAGUAAAAUGAUUGAUGUAAAAACCAAUGUACAGUGCAUUCCACAACUGUAUGUUUAGCAUUGCACGUACUCACUUUUCUGUAUGAUGUGGGCAGCUCAGUAAUUCUUCAGAGAGAAAUCUGACUCAGUCAAGUCAGGGAUCCUGAAAGCUGCAGAUGGCACAAAGACCUUUUACAAGUGGCCUGGCUUGAUCACUGCACACGCCAUUCCUGGUACCUGAGGCAGAAGACACAUCUUAUGCUUCCCUAGUCAUCAGGUUCAUCACUUCGAAGCAUAGAAGCUGUAGACUGACCCCAUCAACAAAAGGGUCAUUUCAGACAGUGCUGAUCACUCUUAUCGUGGAAGAUUAGUUUUUGCUGGUGGGAACAUUAGCUUCCUAGAGUCACCAAAUACUGUAUGUGGGAUAAAACUGAACCUUGAACUGCCUCAUAAAAUGACUUUAUAUUUUAGGACAUGGGAAGAACAGAAGACAGAGCAUGCUCUUUUAAGUCUGAUAACAUGGUUUCAAGCCCAGCCCCCAGCCUUUCUUAUCAAUCAAGGACUCAGAUCUGAAGGCAGUUAUUUCUUUUGGUGGACUUGGAAUCUCCGUUUGUCUACACUGUCCUCUUCACAGUGGAGUCUUUUUAUUUCAGACCUACAGAUUGUUUUUAUAUUUGUUGUCACAGUGUGACAAUUUUUUUGUACAGUUGGUUUUAAGGUCUUCUCUGCCAUUAGAGCCAGUAGGUUACAGCUGUUGAUGUAACUGUAGCUGCAAUUUUUGUGCAGGACUGAGAAACACAGUGCAUUAUUUAUUGCGGAAUCAUUGCUGCUAAAUAACUACUGUCUGUUUAUUUAACACAACAGUUAAAUGCCUGAAGAAGUUGCAGUGGCUUUAUUAGAUGUGAAUGCAUCUGUUUCUCCUCACGACUUGUUUUACUGCUGCAUUUCUUGUUUGUUUUUAAAAUUAAACUGCAGUGUUUCCUGGAAUGUAAGUUUAGCUUUGCUUAACAGUAAAAUAAGUGAGCCAUCUUGAACACUCCUAAGUUGAUGCUGUAUAAUUUUUUACUGAACAUCAGCAAAUAGAGUAGCUAAGAAAUUGAUGAGUACAUCAUGUUUAGGAAAGCAUGUGAUGCAGAGGUUGAUUCAAGCAAGUGAAUACCUGACAUUAUGGGAAUCUCACAUUAGAUACCAGUAAUUUAAAGCACCAAAAUUAUUUAUUUUUACCUUGCCUCAUUUUAGAAAUAUUUACUGCAUAUUAUUGGAUAUGUGUAUACUAAUACACUUACCUAUUUUACAUUGUGCUUUAAUUUAGUUAAAACUAAACCAUACAAGUCCAGUGAAAUAUGUGAGGUCUUGUUUUCAUUCUAAAUGCAAUUCUUUUAUUAAAAAGGAUGAUACUUUUAUGGGGAGCCAGUUAUUUCAUUUGGGGGCUGCGUAUGCAUAUGUUUUAAUAACAUUCACUUGGAAUCAGCUAACAGCUGUAAUAUGUCUUUGAAAUGAGCCAUGAUAAUUACAAAUGACCGAAAUAAGAACUGAGAGGAUUGUUUUAAAGCAUUGUAGGUAUUAUUGUGUUUAUCAGAGAUAGUAAAUAUUACAGUUUCAAUUAUGCAUCUCUUUGAACAUCAUAAACACGCCUUGGUGUUGGUAAGUGUUUUAAGCAUUUGUGUUAACUUUUAAGGACUAUUGUUUAGUGCAUCUUACAAACUACAAAUCUUAAUUGGUAUAUUUUGAAAUGGUCAUGUAAGUUUUUGGCUUAUAUAUCAUGAAAAUAAUAACUUAAUUUUUUCCUGAUAUUCACUGUAAAACAUUCAGGGGUCCUACCAUUUCUGUUCAGGAAAUCUUGUAGUUUAUUGUUAUUUAACAGUAUUAAGUGAAUUUUUGUAUAUUUCAUUUUAACUUUAUUUGUGAAUAGUGAUUGUGGCAUGUUUGGGUGUUAUUUUAAUAUUUCAUGAUACAGAAAUUUUAAUUUUUAAAAAAAAAUGUUCUGGAAGAAACAGAUUCAUGUGUAAUGGUGAAUAUUGGACCACUACUGCUUUUCACAUUUGUAAAUUGGUUUUAUGUUAAACCCUGUAGCCUAACAAACUGCUGUUAUUUCUAACUGACAGACAUGUAUUAAUAUUGUACUUUGAAGGUUAUAAAUAUUAUGUGGAAAUUCCUCCAUUUUGUUUUGAAAUUUAUAAUAACAAGAUCUUCAUGUUGUUAAUAUGUGGUUUUGUUGAGUCACAGUUCUUUCUGGGGCAAGAGGGCUGUGCAGGAAGGGAUCAUUUUCCUUGAUUCGUUUCAUUUUUAGGAGAAUGGAGUCUCACUGUGCCAAUAGUGAUAUUUAAUUUUUAUUUGUGCUGGCCAUUCAUUUAGUAAUCUCUACUGUAAUGUUAUGCGAUAGCACUCCUCAAUUAUAGAGUUGUCAGAUUUUUUGUUUUAUAGGUUAUAAAAAUGUUUUGCAAAUUUUAUAUAGUUAUCCAUAAGUUUGAUAUUCUUACAGGUAAAACAUGAAGAAAUAUAUCCAGCAGUUAUAUAAAAUUCUUCUUCCUAGGAAGUCCUAGGGAUGUUUCUUCCUUUUAUUAAAGAAUUUGGUAUUUUUUUUUGGUACUUGAGCACUACCUGAAAACUUUGCAAUGAAGAGAAUUGAAACAGAGAUUUUGAACCUUGAACACUUAUGAUUCAUCUUAAACUGACUUGGUUUUAAAGGUAAGUGAGGAUUCGUUUUGUUUUCCUUCCAGGUGAUGCUGUCAACACACGUUGAAUAUGUCACUCUAGGUGUAUAGAAGUGACUCCAUUCUAUCUGGUGCUUUAUUAUAUCUAAAAGAUUUUGUUAACAUGUUAUAAUAAUCUGUCAUUUGGGCCCAGGACAAUUCAUGAGGUUGAGGUUGUUUUUUUGUAUGCUUCUGUUUUUACUAUUUUUUACCAUUUUUUACCCAUUGUAAGUAUACAAUUUAUUGGCAUUGAUUAGAGUGUUGUAUAGUAUUUACACUGUCUUUUUCCAAAAUUUUUCAUCUCUCCAAACAAACUCUAUACCCAUUAAGAACAACCCAUUUCCCCCUCUCCAUAGCCCCUGGUAACCUUUAAUGUAUAGGCAUAACUCAUUUUACUGCACCACACUCACUUUGUUGUGCUUUGCAGAUACCGUGUUUCUUAAUAAAUUGAAGGUUUGUUGUAA
Molecule: messenger RNA, 5040 nt
Organism: Hyaena hyaena (striped hyena)
Lineage: Eukaryota; Metazoa; Chordata; Mammalia; Carnivora; Hyaenidae
Gene: CDK17
Product: cyclin dependent kinase 17
Exons: 16
Coding region: 294-1865 (523 amino acids)
Biological process (GO): protein phosphorylation
Cellular component (GO): nucleus; cytoplasm
Molecular function (GO): protein kinase activity; ATP binding
Source: RefSeq, a predicted model, not a curated record